GGGGUAUACAUCUAUUAUCGGGCACGAAAGCACGGCACUACUGAACGAGAGUGGCUACUGCCGCGAUGAAAUCAGUCUCGCUGGUUGGUGGAGAUUCGUUCCUGACGUUCAGGUAGGCCGUCCGCAGGCGCUCCGUAGACAAGUCGUCCAGGAGAGAGAGAUUGGACGUGUUGGGUGGGGCUGUCUUUGAGGCAGAGUUUGAGGCAGAGCGAGGUUCCGUGAUGAGUUUGCGGGUACACAGCUUCACGCCAAACCACGCUCUGAGCGUGAUCCCGGUCGGUAUCGAGUCGCUCGGGGCAAGAUCCCCGUCGUCGUCAUCGGUCAUGUCCACGACGUGCAGGAAGGUCUUGAGCGCGAGGGGCACGUCCUCGGCGAGGUACGCCGUCUCGGCGUACUGGAGGAAGUAGGACGGGUUUUGGGGCGAGAGGAGGAGCGCGUGCGAGAGCGACUGGAGCGCGUACGUGUAUUGCUGGCAGGAGGCGUAGAUGUCGGCGAGCUCGAGCCAGCCGUCGGGCUCGGUGUAGAAGGUGUCGAGCAUGGCGGAGAGCUCUUCGACCGCGCGCUCGACUUUGCCCGCCCGGCGGAGGACUGAGGCUUUGCGCCGCCAGAUCGCGGGGUUGGAGGAGUCGGCUUCGAGUAGCUGGUCGUAGUACUCGAUGACGAGCUCUGGGGACUCGGUGGCUUCCAUGCGGAUGCCCUCCAGGACGUCCACCCGCGAGGAGCCGGGAAACUUGUCGAGGAGAAGCUUGAGACACCUAUCAGCGACCUGGAUGUUUUCCUGGUCGAUGGCAGCCAACGCGAGCUUCUCUAUCGCGUCCCAGCCUUCCUCACCCUUGCCCGCGAAUCCGCCGCGCUCGAGGAGAGCCAAGCCGGUAUCGAAUGUCUCUUUGGACUUCUUGGACUUGCGUGGCUGAUAUGCAGCCAGCUUUUGCAGGGAGUAGGUGUAUUCCAUCGUCGACAAGACACGAGAAACAGAAGGGGUCUAGACGGUGAUCACUGGCAGAGACGGUCACGAAUGCCUGGUUCAGAAUGGACGGAGCAAGCGCUGGUUACGACAGUUCCCGACAAUUGCCUUGUAUGGCAUGCGAGUCGAUGGAAGAGAGACGGAAGGAGGUUUUCGCCUGAGUCGCCUCUUGCUCCUUGCAAUUGUCUUGCUCCUACCACGAUGGGGUACGUCUGCGCCCUCGCUGUCUCACUUGGAGCCGCUCACACCGCGAACGCAGCCCAGGCGGCGGACCGUCAGACUACGUACGCGUGAACGACCUCGCCCUCACCGUCUCCUUCUCCGACGGCUCGCGAUGGCCGUCCGCGACGCCCCAUCGGCAGCCCGUACUCGUUAGCUUCAGCUUUGCGCACGAUGUCCGCAACGCGGCUGCGACGGACGACCUCGCGCACUCGGUCAACUAUUCUACGCUCGCGAUGGGCAUGAAGGCGAUCGUCGAAUCCGAGGUCUUCCCGUCCCUCGAGGCGUUCGUCGAUCGCGUGUGCUUCGUAUACGCGCUGCAGUACUCGCAGGUUCCCAGCUUCACUGUGCGGAUCGCGAGGACGAAGGCGCUUCUGUACGGCUCGGCGUUUGGAGUCGAAGUCACGAAGGUGGGCAGCCGGGCGGACCUCGCAAAAGAGACGUUCUUCUUUCAGGACAUACUCGCGUACGCGUUGAUUGGCAUCCACCCGCACGAACGACAGCGCAAGCAACGCGUGCGUGUCAACGCCAUGGUGACGAGAAGGAUGACGCGACAGCAGCCGUUGGACUUCCGCGUCCUAGAGCAGCGCAUAUUCGAUUUUGUAGAGGACUCCAAGUGUCUCACUGUCGAAGCGCUCGCAUCAGAGGUCGCAAGCGUCGUCCUCUCCUUCCUCGACGACAAGAAUGCAGCCGUCACUGUGCGCAUCUCAAAGCCGAGCGCAAUCCUCGAUGCCGACUCGGCGGAAGUCGAGGUUACGCGCACACUCCAUGACUUUCGCUCGAAGCCCUCAGCGUCUGUGGCUUUGACUGCCGCGAGCAAGGUCUCCAAGGCAGUCCAGAGCGACAUCGUGGACGGGCCAUCGUACUCGCACCUGGCGCCAGGGUCGUCUCCCCUGCAACAUGCGCUGCCCCAUCGCGCCGCUAUUGCCAUCGGAGCUAACAUUGGCGAUAGGUUCGCAAACAUCGAAUGCGCUCUUCGAUUGCUUGAAUCGUCCGCUCUCGACACGCAGAGUUGGACAGGGGUGCAGAGAAUCGUCGUGGUAGACACGAGCUUCAUGUACGAGACCGCGCCGAUGUAUGUCAAAGACCAACCCAAGUUUAUCAACUGUGCGUGCAUGAUCGAAACCGACUUAAAGCCCCGCGAGCUAUUGUCGUACCUGAAACAGAUCGAGGAAGCCGUUGGCCGCACCGCGACCUUCCGGAACGGGCCUCGCGCCAUCGACCUCGACAUUGUGACAUACGAUGAUAUUGUCUUGGACACCAGACCUGAAUGGAGUCGAACGAACUUAGAUAACCUCCAAGGCGAGCUUGUCAUUCCGCAUCCGCGCGUGGUGGAGCGCGAAUUCGUCCUGCGGCCAUUAGCGGAUAUGAUACCAAAUUAUGUGAUUCCUGGUACCGAGAAGACCGUCGGAACGUUGUUGUCGGAGGUCGUCAUUCAACCCACACCGAGUGACGCGAUGCACAAAGUCGUCCCCUUCCCGCAUUACCCCCUCCCCCACGUCGAGAAGGACCCGACACGGCCUGAAGUCAGACUGCCUCCCGUACCCCCGACGGCAACGUAUUGGACGUACCCCAUCACGCCGCGCGCCUCGAGCAGCACGCAAUCCCCUCACAAAACAUACAUCAUGGCCACGCUUAACGCGACUCCAGACUCCUUCUCUGACGGCUCCGUCCACUAUGCCCUCCCCGACGCGCUCUCGUACGCGGCGGGCGCGGUCGCCGCCGGGGCGAAUAUCAUCGAUAUCGGCGGCUAUUCCACCCGGCCAGGGGCGGCGUACGUAUCCCCCGAAGACGAGUUCUCGCGCGUCGUGCCCGUCAUCCAGGCGAUCCGCGACGGCGGCGGCGUCCCCACACCGACGCUCUCUGGGCAGUCAUCUCUCAAGGCGAAGAUCGCGCAGACGCUCAUCUCCGUCGACACCUUCCGGUGGGAGGUCGCGGAGGAGGCCGUGCACGCGGGCGCGAACUGCAUCAACGACGUAUACGCGUUCGGGGGCAUGGAGUACCCCCCAAAUGAGGCGUCCGAAGUGCACUUCGCCAAGAUGCGUCAGGUCGCGCGCGACCUCGCUGUGCCGGUCGUGCUGAUGCACUCGCGCGGGCUGGCGGCGGAGAACAAGGACUACGCGGCGUACGAGUACGCCAGGGACGCGACGAGCGGGCGGGGCGCGGUCGUAGAGGGCGUGCGGGUCGAGCUGGGGGCGAAGGUCGAGCGGGCGGUCAGAGGCCCGGGAGGCAUACGCCGGUGGCUCGUCAUCGUCGACCCGGGCGUCGGUUUCAGCAAGACGCUCGAGGGCAACCUCGAGCUACUGCGCGAUGCGGCGAGCGUCGUCGCCGAGUACCCGCCACACCUGACGAACGCGAGCCUCAAGGGCGCGCCUGCGGAGCGCCCGGAGCGGAACCCGCUCGCGGGGUACCCGCUGCUGAUCGGGACGUCGAGGAAGUCGUUCUUGAGCGCGGUGCUGCAGCGGCCAGACGCGGCGGGCGCGGGAUACUACGAGGGGCGGGAGACGAGGCCGGACGAGCGGGACUUUGCGACCGCGGCGGCGGUCAGCUGUGCGGUGCAGCAGGGGGCGAACGUGGUGAGGGUGCAUGACGUGCUCGGGCUGGGGGACGUCGUGAGGGUUGCCUCGGCGUUGUGGUCGUGAUGCGUGGCUGCAUGUCACCCUAGCGAAAUUGGGUAUCGUUGAUGUGCUUUAUGUGUACGCGCACGGUCUAUGCCCCAUGAUUGUAGUCCAAACUCUCGAGAAAGCUAUCGGUAGCUGUCUGCGGGCGCUCACAAGGCUAUAGGACAAGUUGAGAAAGGCUCUGGUUGGGGCGGGGUCGCAGAAGCAGUAGAAGAGAGCUGGUAUUUCUUGUAUUGCUCGCGUUGUAGCGGUAGCACGGGAUCAUUAGAAUCUUGAAUAGGGUCC
Molecule: messenger RNA, 4089 nt
Organism: Dichomitus squalens LYAD-421 SS1
Lineage: Eukaryota; Fungi; Basidiomycota; Agaricomycetes; Polyporales; Polyporaceae
Product: Dihydropteroate synthase
Exons: 9
Coding region: 1420-3825 (801 amino acids)
Biological process (GO): tetrahydrofolate biosynthetic process
Cellular component (GO): mitochondrial envelope
Molecular function (GO): dihydroneopterin aldolase activity; dihydropteroate synthase activity; 2-amino-4-hydroxy-6-hydroxymethyldihydropteridine diphosphokinase activity
Source: RefSeq, a predicted model, not a curated record